This is a messenger RNA of Striga asiatica, 759 nucleotides long. The record is from the annotation of a GenBank genome assembly. Lineage: Eukaryota; Viridiplantae; Streptophyta; Magnoliopsida; Lamiales; Orobanchaceae.
AUGCAUACCGAUAAUGGCCCUUUUUCCAAUAAUCGACCCCAGAAUAAACAGAGUUUGCAGCUUUCUCCAAAUCCCAGCCAGCCCUCUGCAUCAGGUUCAUCAACAGCUUCACAAAACACCGUACAGAUUUCACCGAGUCAGCAAGCAUGGCCUCAAACACUCGAAUCAAAUGACCCCGCCGGAAAAUCGAAACCGCCGCCCGAGCCAGAUCCCUUCUUCGAGUCCCUGUACAAGCUCUUCAUCUCGGCCAAUUUCUCUAGAAUCGAGACUAUCGACUUGUCCGCCGCUUCUAGGGCCUUCUGGUCAACCUCCGGCACGUGCGCCGCCUGGAACUGGAGAUACGAAGCUUCGAAUGAGGAGACGGUGGCGAGGAGCGAAGGAAUGAGAGCACGAAUCAACUCGCCCGACGAAUCGCACCGAGUCGGGCUUGAUGACGACGACCUUCUGGUCGGGGAUGAACUCCUCGGCCGAGUCGAGGAGGAGGGUGACGUCGCCGUCGCACUCCGCGGAGUGGACGGCGGAGUAGUCCUCGGAGAAGAGCUCGCGAGGGCGAAUUUCUGCAGCAUAUCUGAGAUCGGCGGCGGCGGCGGCGGCGGCGACGGUUUGGACGAGGGGCCGCCGUCCAUUUCGACCAUCUCGCGGAACCUAUACAUAGAGAGCACGCAAAAAGUGAUCUUUUGCGGAUUUGUGAAGUUAGAAAGGGACACUUCAUUGAGCCCAAUUGUUGAAAUCAUUUGGGCUAAUAUGUGGUUGGACUAG